Molecule: messenger RNA, 606 nt
Organism: Penicillium olsonii
Lineage: Eukaryota; Fungi; Ascomycota; Eurotiomycetes; Eurotiales; Aspergillaceae
Source: the annotation of a GenBank genome assembly
AUGAAGUUCUCUGCCCUCCUCGCUCUCGCCCCUCUGGUGGCUGCCAUCCCCGGCUCCAAGCAGGCCAGCUCCGAUGCUUCCUUCAGCGUCAUCUCUGCUCGCUCCGCUUCCCCCGUCCACCUGCUGCCCCUCAACGCUGCCGGCAGCUACUUCUGGCUCGGCGGUAACGCCCAGACCUACUCCCCCGUCGAGGGCGUCCCCGAGUCCAACCAGACCGUGAUCCACGGCGGUCACUACCUCGACGUUGUCGUCCCCGGUGGCCAGGCCAUCUACGUCGACCCCAAGGGUGCUCUCCGCUUCACCACCCCCCACUCCGCCUACGAGCCUGCCGGCUCCUCUGACGGCCCCUUCGCCUACACUCCCGGCUCCUCUUUCGGCCACUGGAGCUACACCGGCCAGGGUGCCUCUGGCUUCAUGGCCUGCCCUAGCUCCAACAGCACCACUGCCGUCCGCCGUGGUCGUCGCGCUGCUGCCGCCCCCAAGUACCAGGUGUUCGCUGCUCUCCAGAACGCCACUGUGCCCUCUGGUAACGUUGCCGACUGCAUUGGCUUCGAUGCCCUUGCUGUUGCUGCUAACGGUACCACCCCCACUUGGGAGUACAUCUAA